AAUAAAAAAACACUUUCAUAGGACAAGAACAAAAACAAAACAAAAAUGUUUGAAAACCAUGUAUGAAUGAAACUACAUAUGAAAGCAACUUAGAAAAACAUAUCUCUUUUGAUUAUUAUAUAGCUAAAAGAGAGAUGAUAAUGAAAUUGAAUACUCUUUAGUUUCAUCUACCAAUGAAAAAACCACCAACUUCAACUUUGCAUCAAUCAAACCAAAGGAAGAAAAAUAUUGGCACAAAUAGACACAAUCCUAAGGAUGAUGAUUAUGGUACCAUGACAAAUUUCAAGUAUGUUGUUAAAAAGAUUUCAGGUCUUUUCACAUUGAUUCUGUAUGGGAAAUCAAAAACAUCCUCAGAAGCUGUUGAACAUGAUUCUGCAAGGAAUAAUAAUAAAGUCAGAGGAGUAUCAUCUUCAACAGAUGUAUCAUCUGAAGGUUCUAAGAGUUCAUCAAAAUGGAAAUCUUCUCAUCCUUCAACACCUUCUAGCACUUCAAGUAAUCAAAUUGGAACUGGAAAUUUUUCAUUUGAAGAACUUUACAAGGCAACAGGAAAAUUUUCUCCGGAUAAUAAGAUUGGAGAAGGGGCGUUUGGGAUAGUGUAUAAAGGAAAGCUUUAUGAUGGAACCCUUGUGGCUGUAAAGUGUGCUAGGAAGGAUGUACAAAAGAAGCACUUGGCUGAGUUCAAGAAUGAAAUAAACACGUUAUCAAAAAUGGAGCAUCUGAAUCUUGUGAAAUGGCAUGGAUAUUUGGAGCAUGGAGAUGAAAAGAUUAUUGUUAUUGAAUAUGUUAAUAAUGGAACUCUUAGGGAACAUCUAGAUGGUGUGAGAGGAAAUGGACUUGAGAUUGGUGAGCGUCUAGAUGUAGCAAUUGAUGUAGCUCAUGCAGUUACACACCUUCAUAUGUACACAGAUCAUCCAAUCAUUCACAGAGACAUAAAAUCAUCAAAUAUCUUAAUAACAGACAGUUUAAGAGCCAAAGUAGCAGAUUUUGGUUUUGCUAGGUUGGCUCCAGAGGACCCUAAUGCGACUCAUGUUUCAACUCAAGUUAAAGGAACAGCUGGUUACUUGGAUCCUGAUUACAUGAGAACACGCCAACUCUCUGAAAAGAGUGAUGUUUAUUCAUUUGGAGUGUUACUUGUUGAAAUGAUGACAGGAAGAUAUCCAGUUGAACCAAAGAAACCCCUCGAAGAAAGAGUUACAAUUAAAUGGGCAAUGCAGUUAUUAAAACAAGGAGAAGAAGUGAUUGCAAUGGAUCCAAGGCUUAGGAGAAGUUCAGCCUCAAACAAAGCUGUACAAAAGGUUCUCAAGCUUGCAUUCCAAUGCCUUGCACCAGUACGAAGAUCGCGGCCAUCGAUGCAGAAUUGUGCAGAGGUUCUAUGGGACAUCCGGAAAGAAUACAGAGACAAAGUAUCUUCUCGUCCUCGCCUCGCUUCUCACCAUUCAGCAGAUUUUCCUCAGAAAGAUUCGAGAAAGAAUAGACGUAAGACAUUCGGUAUUGAAGAUGACAAGAAAUAUAAAUUUGUGUCUGCAUAAUUAGAUUCAUUUUUUAAAUUUGUUCAUUGAUUUUUUUUGAAGUAUUCAAACAGUCAAUUGCUAGUACAGUACAAGUCUUGUUUGUAUUAUGUUCAUUACUUGAAGCUAUUAGUUUCAUGAGAUUUUUUUCUCUUUUGUAUUUUGAAAUUCUCAAGGUUUUGGUUUGUUGAGAGUGGAAAGUAUGUUUUGAUGGCCUAUUUGAUGUGAGACUGUGAAACACCUCGUAAGACAAUCUUUUCACAA
Molecule: messenger RNA, 1772 nt
Organism: Lathyrus oleraceus (garden pea)
Lineage: Eukaryota; Viridiplantae; Streptophyta; Magnoliopsida; Fabales; Fabaceae
Product: calmodulin-binding receptor-like cytoplasmic kinase 2
Exons: 6
Coding region: 174-1529 (451 amino acids)
Biological process (GO): protein phosphorylation
Molecular function (GO): protein kinase activity; ATP binding
Source: RefSeq, a predicted model, not a curated record